UGAAAUAGCCAACUUGGGAGACAAAUCAAGAUCUCCAGCUGAGGAUGGCUUUCCAUGUGGAAGGAUUGAUAGCUAUCAUUGUAUUCUAUCUUCUGAUAUUGAUGGUUGGAAUAUGGGCUGCUUGGAAAACCAAGAACAGUGGCAGUUCAGAAGAACGUAGUGAAGCGAUUAUAGUUGGUGGCAGAGAUAUAGGUUUGCUAGUUGGUGGAUUUACUAUGACUGCCACCUGGGUUGGAGGAGGUUAUAUAAAUGGGACAGCUGAAGCAGUUUAUGUACCAGGUUAUGGUUUAGCUUGGGCACAAGCACCAAUUGGAUAUUCACUUAGCUUGAUUUUAGGUGGUUUGUUUUUUGCAAAACCAAUGCGUUCCAAAGGAUAUGUGACUAUGUUAGAUCCAUUUCAGCAACUGUAUGGGAAGCGCAUGGGUGGACUCAUCUUUAUUCCUGCCCUAAUGGGUGAAAUGUUCUGGGCUGCAGCUAUUUUCUCUGCCUUGGGUGCAACCAUCAGUGUGAUUAUUGAUAUCAAUAUAAACCUUUCAGUUAUUGUUUCUGCCUUGAUUGCAAUUCUGUAUACCCUGGUGGGUGGACUCUACUCAGUUGCCUACACGGAUGUUGUCCAACUCUUCUGCAUUUUCUUGGGACUGUGGAUCAGCGUACCUUUUGCGAUGUCACAUCAUGCUGUUGCAGACAUUGGAUUUACUGCUGUGCAUAAACUUUUCCAGGAACCUUGGUUAGGAUCUCUUAAAUCAAAUGAAGUAUACACUUGGAUUGAUAAUUUUCUUUUACUGAUGAUGGGAGGGAUUCCAUGGCAAGCCUAUUUUCAAAGAGUUCUGUCAUCAUCUUCAGCAACCUAUGCUCAGGUUCUAUCCUUUUUGGCAGCUUUUGGGUGUCUAGUGAUGGCCCUCCCUGCAAUACUUAUUGGUGCAAUUGGAGCAUCAACAGAUUGGAAUAAGACUACAUAUGGUCUUCCAGAGCCCAUAGAAAGGCAAGAAGCAGAUAUGAUUUUACCCAUUGUGCUGCAGUAUCUCUGUCCAGUAUACAUUUCUUUCUUUGGUCUGGGUGCAGUAUCAGCUGCUGUAAUGUCAUCUGCAGAUUCUUCUAUCCUAUCAGCAAGUUCAAUGUUUGCUCGAAAUAUCUACCAAUUAUCAUUCAGACAAAAUGCAUCUGAUAGGGAAAUCGUCUGGGUUAUGAGAAUCACUGUGUUUCUUUUUGGAGCAGCAGCUACCGCAAUGGCCCUGUUAGCCAAAUCUGUUUAUGGACUCUGGUAUCUCAGUUCUGACCUUGUUUACAUAAUAAUCUUUCCUCAACUCUUGUGUGUGCUCUUUAUUAAGGGAACCAAUACAUAUGGUGCCAUGGUAGGAUAUGUGCUUGGUCUCAUAUUCAGAAUAAUUGGAGGAGAGCCAUAUCUUUACCUGCAGCCACUGAUCUUAUAUCCUGGUCAUUACCGUGAUGAAGAUGGCAUUUACCACCAGAGGUUUCCAUUUAAAACAUUUGCUAUGUCCAUCUCCUUCUUGACCAAUAUCUUCGUCUCUUACCUUGCCAAAUACCUCUUUGAAAGUGGAACCCUGCCUCCCAAAUUAGACUUCCUUGAUGCUGUAGUUGCCAGACACAGUGAAGAGAAUAUGGACAAAACAAUUCUGGUCAAAAAUGAAAAUAUUAAAUUAGAUGAGCUUGCACCUGUGAAGCCUCGGCAGAGUUUGACUCUCAGCUCAACUUUUACAAAUAAAGAGGCCCUCCUUGACAUUGCAUCCAGCCCAGAAGGGUCCAGUACUGAAGAUAACUUACAAUGACUCCAAUGAAAUGAAAUACUGUUUCCCUCCCCAUACAGGGUAUUGCAAUCACAUAGCCAACAGAAGAUGAAAUGCAGCAUUUAAGGAAAAAGAUUAAGUAUAAGUAAUACUUCAGAACAUUGUGUAACCAGAGUUAAAUACCACUGCACCAAUCCAAGCUACGUCAAGAGGGAUGGGUGGGCAGCCUUCUGUGAAAUCAACAUUUACAUUUGACUGACACAUACAUUUCUAGAUAACUUUACAAAUUUGUGGGAAUAAAAUCAUAUUCUAUUGAAAGAGAUAGCAGCAAGGGGUUUGUAGAAUAUUUUUCCAAAUAUAUGUAUUCUGCAGGGUCUGCAAGGGGAGUAGAUGUUUACAAUUAGAGAAGCAGCUGGAAGAAAAUUGAUGAUCUCAAUCAAAGUUUUGGGAGGAGAUGACCCAUCCAGAAAAAUAAGUAGCCAUUAUUUUACACUAAGCGAACAGCCUAAUGUCACCCCUCAAAAAAGUAUAGUGAAUUAGCCACUAAAUUGUUCUUGAAAUGAGAUUUCAGAAAAUUCUAUAUUUCUAUUCAAAAUAGAAGACUGAAAGUCUAUCGGCUACAUAAUAUAGUUGUCUUUUUUUCAUUUGAGGAUUUUCAUAGUAAUGGCUGCUAACCUAUUGUUCUGAGCCCAGACUCCAGAUAUAAAUUCAUGACUAUCUUUAAGAUGUUUUCUGAUGUUCGAAGUUUUCAACAAACAAAAUCUUCUGUCAGAGACAAAUUCUUUUGGUUCCCUAAGUAAGCUCAGCACUAAUAUCUAUUUAUAAAGUAUACCUAGGAGCAGAAGAGAUUUAUUAUUAGAAAAUUUGGAAGCAAUAACUUGAACUAGAAAUUCAACAAAAGGGAAUGCCUGAAGUAAAUAUAAUUUUGCUGUCGUGAAAAAAGAACAAUUUCUGGCUUCACUUUUGAAGUCAGUAAUGGAAGAAAAUAGCAAGGUAGAUGAACAUAAAUGUUACCAGCACAGCUCAAGCUAAGCUAACUAAAAAGCAAAUUGCUAAAUCAUUAUGCAUUCUACUAAAUAUUUCCCAUCAGCUUUUAAUUUCCCUGGCAAUCAUAUUAAUAAUAGGAAAUCUAGAAGACUAAAAACUACCCACCUUGGUUUUGGGCUAACAGUGCAUGGCACAUUGUGGCAUUUACUCACUCCCCAGCUUAUUCUCCAAAUUAAAUGGAUAAUCACAAUACAAGAGAAUCCAGUGAAUAUAAAAGCCAAGAUGAAAGUAGAGAAUCAGAAAACUGGAAAUAAAUCCUGCUGCCAAAAGGAAGAAGCCAUCAAUUUUAACAUUUGAUGUUAACAUAACUUUCAUGAGGUUGUUCAUUAUAUUAUUUUUGCUCCUUUUCUGGAGUUUUAAAAAUAUGUGUACAUAUUAGUAUAUAUGUAUAAUUGUAUACAUUCAUUAUGGAAUCUUAAAAUAGUUUUUCCACCAAUUACAUUUCAGUAGUAACAUGAUUUAUUUGUAGGGGGGAAAAGAGUGAAGUUGAGAGCUGAGCAAUUAGCAAAUAGAAAAACUGAAUCAUUUUGGCCUAAAGUCUUUGUUCUUCCAAUAACUGAGUUUUGAUCCUAUAUAGACAUCCAAGUUGAUUUAGCUUUCAAUGUAGAAUAUCAACAUUCAUAUUCCUGAAACAACAGUUUCCGAAUUUCCUUUGCAAUUUUCUCAAAGUUUUGAAUGAAACAUAGAUAACUUUCAUUCUAAGCAAGCUUUAUAUGUAGAAUUGAAUUUUCAGAAUACACAUAAUAGGAAAAUUAUUCACUUUUUCAUCACAUGAAUUUCCAGAUUCUUAGGCAGGAAUUUAUCACGUAUUAAAUUAUUUGGCAAUCUUUAUGAAAUGGGAUGGUAUGCUCCAUUUCCCAAUGGCCACUAGAGAUACCCAGAUACAAGGAAAAUUCAGUCUGAAUAUUUAAUAACACAAGAGAAGAGAAGAGAAAAAUUCUAUAAGCAGAGGCUUUAGAGUCAAGGAAUCUCCAGACAUGGAUAAAUUUCUGCUAGUACAGGAGAAGCAUUCUGAGAAAGGGGAGGAAAGAGCCCAAAGCAACACAAUACUCGAAGUUUCCAAGAAAAAGUUGAACUGCUGGGUACAAAAAGUGAUUCCAAGAAUAAUUAAUGAUGCAGGUAUAUUAGAAUUGCCAAAAUGUCUAGAAAUAAUCAUUUAAAAUCCUUUAUCACCAUACAAUUUACAUUUGGGAUAGGGCGUAGUAUUUUUUUUUAUCCCCAUGAAAAUAUAACUCUAAAUUUAUAAUGAAAUUGUUAGGGAAAUAGUCACUUUACCAAAAUUUUUUUUUCAAAAUCCUGGAGUCUUCUGUAACCUUGAAUCAAUGAUUAUAUGAUGUGAAUAGAAUUUGUUAGAGUAUGCAUUUUGUAAAUUUAAAAUUUGCCUGCAUCUAUAUUGAGGUUAAGGUAGGUUCAGACCUGUGAUUUCAUUGUAUUAGGAAUUCCUAGGUUAGGAACUCUUUUCAAAGCAGAUCUACAUUUGCUCUACAAAAUAGAGUACUGAAGAGUUAGGCCUACUAUUUAUAGAUAAAGCAUUCUUAUUAUGAUUGCAUUCUUCAUUUUCAUGUGUUUUUAAAUGAUUGGGAAUGACAUGCUUCCAUGUUUCUAGGUAUUUCAAGAAUUGAUACAUAACCUCAAAAUGUUUUUGGUUAACUGAGAUGUUAAAGAUUAGUCCAAAUAAGCUAUUCACCCUGUUGUCUAAAUCCAACAAAAUAUUUGGUAUAUGUAUGGUUAAGAUAAUCUUAUAUGACUGGACAGAAUGUAAACUUGAAAGAAUUGAACUUAAGUUUGAUGACUAUUGGAUUUUGGUUAUUAUUUUUAUGCAGUGAAAUGAGGUAAUGUUUUAAAAAUAUAAAUGAUCAUUUUCCCCUCCAUUCUUCAAGCUGAUUUGCUCUGGUAUAAUGUGCAAUUAGGAACCAAUUUAUUGUAAGUCUGCUAUUAGCCAGACUAUGCAUAUGGUGGUUCUAAAAUAUAUAUUUUUGUCUGUCAAAAGUAUUAUGUAAAACUAUGCUAAAUAUUAAGUAGAUUAAAAAUAAUAGAUGUCUAUGUUUUCAAUGUAAUAGUACUGUAUUAAAUUGUGCCAAUAUAAUUAAGGA
This is a messenger RNA of Antechinus flavipes (yellow-footed antechinus), 4885 nucleotides long. It is a transcript of the gene SLC5A7, whose product is annotated as solute carrier family 5 member 7. Bases 45 to 1787 code for a protein of 580 amino acids. NCBI's taxonomy places the organism in Eukaryota, Metazoa, Chordata, Mammalia, Dasyuromorphia, Dasyuridae. Gene Ontology annotation, biological process: neuromuscular synaptic transmission; synaptic transmission, cholinergic; transmembrane transport. The record is from RefSeq and is a predicted model, not a curated record. The transcript is spliced from 8 exons. Gene Ontology annotation, cellular component: perikaryon; plasma membrane; dendrite. Gene Ontology annotation, molecular function: choline:sodium symporter activity.